This is a messenger RNA of Ipomoea nil (Japanese morning glory), 1575 nucleotides long. RefSeq names its product F-box protein At5g07610-like. Bases 277 to 1353 code for a protein of 358 amino acids. The transcript is spliced from 2 exons. Lineage: Eukaryota; Viridiplantae; Streptophyta; Magnoliopsida; Solanales; Convolvulaceae. Gene Ontology annotation, molecular function: protein binding. The record is from RefSeq and is a predicted model, not a curated record.
AUCUGAGACCAAAAUAAACAAAAUAGAUCGAUCAGUCGUAAAAACCAGAUCUGACGCUCAACUCUCUUCCUCAUCGCUCUCUCCUCACCUCUCCUCUCCGCCGCCAACACCGCGACACCAAGGACUCCACCGCCUCUCUCAUCAGCCACCAACGACGCCUGCGCCAGUCCUUGCUACCACCGUCGCCACCGCCACUGUUCUUCUCUUCUCUCCGCCUAGGUUUUGGUUUUGUUCCGUUUUCCAGGUGUUGUCUGCCCAUCAAUCUGUAGAGAUACAAUGGAUCAAGGACGAAACCUUGCGUCUACAUCAAACAGUGAGGAGGACGAUCUUAAUGAUAUCAUUAGAGAAGAAGCCCUUGACUUCCUUCCUGCUAAAUCACUGUUCAGAUUCAUGGCUGUUUGUCAUCUCUGGAAGCGCCAUAUAUUAACACCAACCUUCCACUUUAAUCAAUCACUUCGUUUCACCGACACAACAGGCCUUUUUUGUCAGACUAGUCCUGAAACUCCUCCUGUCUUCAUACCAAUUCAUCCAGCAUCUGCUGGUGUACCAGAUCCCUCUUUGAGCUUUCUGCCAGAACCCGUUGUGAUUAGGGCCUCAUCAAAUGGACUGUUGUGUUGCCAAGGACAAACUGAAGAUGGGCACUUGUAUUUGUGCAGCCCAGCUAUAAAACAUUGGAAAAAACUUCCAAAACCUACUGCUUGUCAUGGAUCUGAGCCAGCACUUGUGGUGAUAUUUGAACCGUCACGGCUCACCAAUGUAUCUGAGUACAAACUCAUUUGUGCCUUCGAAUUUCCUGAUUUUGGUGAUGCGAUUGGAUUCGAAAUAUACUCCUCCAAGACUAAAUCUUGGAGAGUUUCUGGGGAUUUUUGUUUUGGAGCUAAAAAAGCUACUCUGGGGUCUGGUGUUCAUGUCAAUGGUGUUGUUUACUGGCCUUUUAUAGAGAGUGAUGGAAUUGUUUCUUUUGAUCUAACAAAGGAUAGGUCAGAAUUACUGGACAACGUCAAAACUGAAGGCUUACUGGGAACAUAUUAUGGAAUGCUUUGUAAGGUUGUUUUGCGAUUGUAUUACACUGAAGCGGUGGUCAAAGUGAAGGUUAAUUUCCAAUUGGCUGAUAGAGUAAUAAAGUGGGAAUUAGUGCGACAUGCUGUUUUUCCUCCCGACGUUUAUAUGCUGAUGGAUGAUGAUUUUGCCUGCAGAGUUGUCUCUAUAGGCAGAGAAGAGGUGGUGAUUCAGCAUAGGAACCAAUUAUACUCCUAUGAUCUUCAAACAGAGGAAACUAAAACACUGACCAAGCCAGAUGAACCGGAAUAUGAUAUAUGUGUGCCCUAUGUGAAUAACCUUGUUUACCUCUGAGCUUCAUGUACUUGAGAUUCAUAAACUCCAUCCGUCUCAACCUCCUACUUUGAACAAUCAUACAUCAAUCUAGUUAAGGGAAUAAUGUUCUUCUAUCAUAUUUGAAUUGUGGAAACUGGAAAGACUUCUCAUUGUGUCAUCUUUAGUUCAAUGGUAUUCUAACUGUUUGGUCUUGGAAACAAGCCAGUAAAUAAGGACUAUGCACUCAAGCAGGAAACUUGC